AUGCACGAGGGGCCGGUUGGCAGACAUUUCGGUGUUGAGCGCACUGUGGCCAGACUUCAAAGCCGAUUCUACUGGUAUCACAUGAGAGAAGACGUGGCCCUCUGGUGCCGUACAUGUACAGACUGUGCCUGUAGGGCCAGAUCCAAAAAGACACCCCGAGCUCCCAUGGGAACUGUCAGAGUUGGUGCCCCCAUGGAGCGCAUUGCACUAGGCAUUAUGGACCCACUCAAUGAAACCGAUCGCAAAAACCGCUACAUACUCGUGAUACAAGAAUAUUUCACAAAAUGGACUGAAGCAUUUCCAAUCCCUGACGAAAAGGCUGUCACAGUGGCCGAAGUUGUGGCAACUGAAUGGGUGUGUCGCUAUGGAAUGCCUCACUCUCUGCACAGCGAUCAAGGACGCAACUUUGAGUCAGAAGUGUUUCAGGAAAUGUGCCUUAUGUUUGGCAUUGAGAAAACCCACACUACACCCUUCAGACCGCAGUCAGACGGCCAAGUUGAACGUUUCAAUGCCACACUCCAGAAGAUCCUGGCCUCUACUGCGGAACGUUGCCACUGGGAAUGGGACUUAAUUAUCCCAUACGCAGUCAUGCCCUACAGCUCAACCAAGCACAGUUUGACAGGAUUCACACCAAACGUUAUGAUGUUUGGACGCGAGAUCAAUGAACCCGUGGAUCUUGUAGCUGGCUUGCCCCCUGACUCUGACCGUGCACUUUCAACCCCAGAGUAUGUACUGCAAAAGCGUGGGCGGCUGUAG
This is a messenger RNA of Knipowitschia caucasica, 756 nucleotides long. Lineage: Eukaryota; Metazoa; Chordata; Actinopteri; Gobiiformes; Gobiidae. The record is from the annotation of a GenBank genome assembly.